Molecule: messenger RNA, 1748 nt
Organism: Panthera uncia (snow leopard)
Lineage: Eukaryota; Metazoa; Chordata; Mammalia; Carnivora; Felidae
Gene: GFY
Product: golgi associated olfactory signaling regulator
Source: RefSeq, a predicted model, not a curated record
UCCCCGCAGCUAUAGGCGUCUCCCAGAGCUAUGAAAUCCCUCUGUCCCAUCCUCUUCGUCCUCAUCUUCCUCCUCGCCAGGCUGGGUUCCCAGGCUGACCCUUCGGCCUCACCGCUUACAGGCUCCGACCUCUCUGAGAUGGGCCACCCUUCUCAGACCUCCCCUCCUGCUUCUGAGAAUUCCACUGGAGACCAGCCUAACCCAGAUUCCCCCGUGACUACUUAUCCUGAGCUCUCCAAAAUACCUCAUGCAGUUUCCCCUGAACCCUCCCUCCCUGACUUCCCUGAGACUCCCAACCAUGACCUCCAAGAAAGCCCACACCCAGAGUCUCCUGAGACUCCUACAUCUAACUCACUCAAUACCUCAAUAUCAGACUCCCUGGAGACCCCCCAAAUUAACCCCUCCAAAAUAACACAUCCAGAACCUUCUGCGGCCCCCAAACCUGACCCAACUGAUAUCCCACACCCAGAAUCUCCUGAGACCCUCAAACCUAGUCCCUCCAAAACUUCACACCCAGAAUUUCCUGAAACCCCAAACCCUGACCCUACACAAACUCCACACCAAGAAUCCCCAGAGAUUCCCAAACUUAACUCCAUCGAAGUCUCACGUGCAGAAGUCCCUGAGACGCCAAAUCCUGACCCCACCAAGAGUCUUCACCCCAAAACUCCAGAAACCCCAAACCCUGACACCACUGAAACCCCCCACUCUGAAUUCCUCCAGACCCUGUAUCCUGACUCUACUGAAAGCCCCCGCCCAGAAUCCCAUGUAACCAGCAACCCCAACCCCACUGAAAUUCCCCAGACAGAAUCCCCCACAACCCACUACCAAGAUGCAACAGAGAACCCCAUGACCUCGGACCCUGAGAUCUCCGCCAGUCUUCACUCAGAAACCACUACACCUUUCAAGGACAAAGCAACAGCUGCCCUAAAUGAGCUGCCCCCGAAUCCCAAAGCAGAAACCCCUGCAGUCACCCAGCCUGACUCCCUUAAAUUGCCCACCUCAGAGUCUCCUGGCACAGUUGAGUUGAAGGCCUCCCAGGACUCUAGCCCUAAAGGGCCUGACGCCCUUCUUCCCUCAGCCCGGAUUGCGGGCCCCCCUGCUCCUCCAGGGUCCCCCAGUCAGUUGGCCCCUGCCACUCCGCGGGUCCCCCAGCGGCGCAGCCGAGGUGAGAGAGUCAACACUAUCAUCGUGGUGGAACGAGUGGAGGAGACCGGCGUGACCCUGGUGGGGCGCCCCCGGGGCGCGGCGGGAGGGGCCCUCUGCCUAUUCCUCGCCGGGAUCGGCCUGCUGAUCGGCAUUUUCCUGCUGCUGUGGUGUCUCUACCGCCGGGCGGCUCGACACCGGCCCUUCGCACAUCACCGGCUUCCAAACGACGGAGAUGAACCGGUUAUGCAUUUGGAAGCCCCGAAGGACCCCUACGACCUCUACUUUUACGCGCCGGAUGCCUGGGUCCCAUCACACAUCGCCACCAAACAGCCGCCGCCCACCCCCCCGCUGCCGCCCAAGCUGCCCCCGCCGCCCUGCGGGAGGCGCCCCCAGAGCCUGGAGCCGCUCUCCCCCGCCACGCUCCCCAACAACUUCGUGUGAGCCCCGCUCGCGUCCCGCCAGACCCGCGCCAUCCCCAGGCCGAGGAAGGACCCAGAGGUCCUGACCUCCUGGCAUGCUUUGCUACCUAGUAGUCCUCCUGGAUAGGAAGUCCCACCCACAGAGAAGCUUUCGCUGUGACCGGAGAACACCGUCUUGAGUGC